AUGCCAAAUCCCACUGGUCGGAAUGGCAUUCGAUUGCGAGCUCCUGAUGAUGCAAUCAUACGACCCCUGGUUGAAAAAUAUGUUGCGGCUGGGUACAAAAAUCCCAAGAUUGUUGCUAAGUUAAAGGACCACUACAAUAUUGAGCACUUCAAUGUUUCCCUUUCACUGCUCAAGAAGAAACGCAUGCAGUGGAAAGUUAAGUCAGCGCGCGGGCAAGAUCACACAGUACAUUCUAUUGGACCGGCCAUUGAGCGAAAGUUCAAGGAUGACGCCGCCGCCGACUCAAACAAAGUUACUUCUGGACAGCGGGAGUUAACAAAGUCUGAGCCUUUCUCGGGCCAGGUCUUAUGGCUUAAGAUUUGGUGGACAAAUUGGAACCCCCGUCUCAUUUGUGGGUGGUAUUGUGAUACGGUGGAGAGACUAGGAGAAAUGCCUCUACUCACGCAGAGUGAUCCCGGUAGCGAGAAUAAUGGGAUCGCCAAUGGACAAACCCUUUUACGUCACUUACACGACCCAGCUCUCGCAAGGACUUUGCAACAUACAUUCAAAGGAUCUCAUCGUAACAUCAAGCCUGAGAUCUUCUGGAGCCAACUUCGUAGACGAUGGGCACCAGGCUUUGAACAUUUACUCAAUAUUGGACUUGACGAAGGCUUUUACAAUCCAGAUGAUCCCUUACAGCGUCUGUGCUUUCACUUCAUAUUCAUCCCUUGGCUUCAAAGUGAACUCGACCUCUUCACUGAUAGAUUCAAUCACACAACCCCACGACACAACAUCAACAAGAUCCUUCCUCAUGGUCGACCAACCAAUAUUUUUACCAAUCCUGAGGGUUUCGAGUCUUGUAACUUUGCUGUAAAAAUACAAGGAAAUUAUCUUGAACAGGUACAAGAAACAUAUGCACCUCCUGACCACGGCGUCUUCAACCUUGUUCCACCCGAGUUUGCUAUAUAUGCAGAGGAAUUCAUGAGUAGCAUUGGCGAUCCUACUGUGACAAACAACAAUGUGUGGGAGAUUUAUAACAACCUCCUUGAGCACCUUAGCACUCUCUUGGACAAUGGCGACCUGCAGAGCAUAAUUGCUGGUCAACCCGCACUUCCAGAGGAAGGAUUCCUUGGCUCGGACUUCAUGCCUGUUGUAGACAUGCCACAAUACCGCCAUAUGCAGACAAACGGUUCACAGGGGGACAAAGAUAGGGAGGAAGAGGUGGUUCUUUCGUCGGAUGAUGAUGAAUCGGAGUUUGAGUUCAUCUGGACUUCCUCUGAGAGUGGUAGUGGUAGUGCUUGA
Messenger RNA from Serpula lacrymans var. lacrymans S7.9, 1281 nucleotides. RefSeq lists its product as uncharacterized. Bases 1 to 1281 code for a protein of 426 amino acids. The transcript has 8 exons. NCBI's taxonomy places the organism in Eukaryota, Fungi, Basidiomycota, Agaricomycetes, Boletales, Serpulaceae. The record is from RefSeq and is a predicted model, not a curated record.